Thermothielavioides terrestris NRRL 8126 is the source of this 2774-nucleotide messenger RNA. RefSeq lists its product as uncharacterized. Bases 586 to 2490 code for a protein of 634 amino acids. Lineage: Eukaryota; Fungi; Ascomycota; Sordariomycetes; Sordariales; Chaetomiaceae. The transcript has 5 exons. The record is from RefSeq and is a predicted model, not a curated record. Gene Ontology annotation, molecular function: ATP binding; ATP-dependent protein folding chaperone.
CCCACCACAGGCAGCAGCAUUCAGGAGGCCAGGAAUCGACGACGAACCCCGCCAUCCACUCCCUGAGGGACUCCGCGUGCAUUGCGGGCCUCUCUCGCAGUUUGCGUAACAGCGCUUGAUCCCGCCAGUGUACGUCAUUUUUCGGCCGGCUGCGCGGUCCUCGGCUCGCUCCACCGAGACCGAGGGCCAGCCCCGCCAACCUUCCCCAGAUCCAGCCCGCGGCCGAUCGGGCAGGCGUCGCGUGGCAGGGCCGCCGCCUUGCGCCUCGCUGCACGCGGGCCGCUGACCUGGGCGAGGAGUCGGGACGCACUUGUUGACAUUCGUUACAUCGCUACUUUUUCUUCUGGUCUCUAUUUUAUUUCGGUGCAGUUACGAGACGGUUGCUGUGCCCGUCUCCUUGUCCCCCGAACCGUCGAGUGUGGAGAUUGUGUAUGGGCUGUGUGUGAGACGAGACCGGCGGCAAGCCGUCCCGCUCGUUUCUGACGCGGCUAUUGCUUCCAUCUGUUUUGCCUCGCCGUCCAAUUGUUCAUGCCAUGAAAUUGUCUUGUCGUACUGUGAGGGGAAGCAGGUCCAACCGCCGUCACGAUGAGCAUCUCGCUGCCGUUGCACCCGUCCCCAAGCCGGCGGAACCGGGGCAGCAGGAACUACUUCACAAACAACCAGACCACCUCGCCGUCGGCUGCUGAGGCUAUCAAUGGACCCGUGAGAGAGCCGGCGAGGGACCCACCCCCGAUCAACGACCGGCUGAUUGUCGGCGUUGAUUUUGGGACCACCUUCUCUGGUGUUGCUGCCGUUUACACCGGGACGCCGGACGACAUUGAGAUCAUAAAAACAUGGCCUGGCGGCAACGGCAUCACCUCGGACAAGGUGCCUACCGAGAUCUCCUACGACUUACCUGCCGGGGCGGCGCCCGGCACUGCGCCUACCGUAAAAUGGGGCUUCCAGUUCAAGCCCGAGGAGCCCCGGCUCCGGUGCAUCAAGUUGUUCCUUGACCGCUCACAAAAGCUGCCCUUCUAUGUCAGCCCCUUGGAGACGGCCGCCCAGCUCAGGCGGUACAACAAGACUGUCGUUGACGCCGUGAGCGACUACCUGACCCAGAUAUACAAGCACACCAUGGACACGCUCACCCGACGCUACGGCGAGUCGUUCAUGGCGUCCACCAAGGUCGAUUUUGUCCUGACGUGCCCGGCCGUGUGGUCCGACGCGGCCAAGAACACAACCCUUCAGGCCGCCGAGAGAGCAGGCAUGGGUGCGCAGUCUCAGAUUCAAAUGAUCAGCGAGCCGGAAGCGGCCGCUGUCUACACCCUAAAGGCGAUACAGCCCAAUAAUCUGAAAGUGGGAGACAACUUCAUCGUCUGCGAUGGUGGCGGCGGCACCGUUGACCUUAUUGCUUAUAAAAUCGUCUCCCUCAGGCCAAUCCGCGUGGAGGAGUCUGCUGUCGGAACCGGUGGUCUCUGUGGGAGCGCUUUCCUCAACUACAGGUUUGAGGAACACGUGAAGAACCGGCUGGGCCAGAGCCGGUUUGACGAGAUGAAGGCGAAAAAGGCCAAAUCCUGGCAGAUGGGCCUUCGCUACUUUGAGGAGUUUGUGAAGCGCAAUUUCAAUGAGGAUGAGCACCAGGAAGUAAACAUUCCAUUUCCCGGCCUCCCUGACGACGAAAAGGCUGGACUCGACUCGGGAUUCCUUGUCAUGACGGCAGAGCAGAUCAAAGAAAUCUUCGAUCCAGUCGUGAGGGAGGUCUGCGACCUUGUCCAGGGGCAGGUGGACACCCUGCGGGCCAAGGGUGGUGUUGUCUCGGGCAUCAUCCUCGUUGGCGGCUUCGGCCAGAGCGACUAUCUCUACCGAACACUAAAAGCGCACUUCACCAGCGGCGCGCCGCCCCCGUAUAGCAAGACGCCGACGCAAGCGAAUAUGGACCUCUGGGAAAAGCCGUCUAUCGAAGUCAUGCAGCCCGUCUAUGCAUGGACCGCCGUGGUGCGGGGCGCCGUCCUCCGCGGCCUCGAGGGCAACAUGGUGAUCUCUCGGAAGGCGCGGAUGCACUACGGCACGUCGUACGCGACCGUCUACGACGAGACGAAGCACUCGGUCAGCGAGCGGUACUGGUCGCCCCUGUGGGAGCGCUGGAUGGUCUCGGACCGCAUGCAGUGGCACAUUGCUAAGGCAACCAUAUCCCCCCUCCAGCCCAUCGCCUUCCACUACACGCGCAACUUCCGCCCUGGCCAGUCGCUCGUCGUGACCGACGACCUGAUCGCCUGCGAGGCCGACGAGCCUCCCGCAGCCUACACCCGCGACCUCAUCCACGUGUGCACGCUGACGACCGACCUCAGCGCCGUGCCACGCACCCUGUUCCAGCGCCUCACCACCACGCGCGGCGUCGAGUUCGACAACCUGGACUUCACGCUCGAGAUGAUCGUCGACAGCGCCGGGCUCGGGUUCGAGCUGAAGGUGGACGGCGUGAGGUACGGGAGGGUGGAUGCCGAGUUUCAUUGAGGCCUCAAUCCUCCUUAGCGGUGGGAGUAGUGUUGUUGUGCAUGGGUGAGGAUCCAAGGUCUUGCAGAGAGGAUAUAUAUUGUGCGAGACGAAUCUGCUGGGCUGAGGCAGGCAGGGCUAACCGGGCGGCCGUUGUGAGCGGAUCUUGAUGGCGGUAAUGUGUUGUUGCGCUAGACUCUCUAUACAGCUCGUUGGCUAGCUGAGGCAGUUUAUAUAGAAUGCUGUCGAAAAGCACACCGUCUGAAGCGAGCUGGCUGCAUUUUGGAGGCCCAGAUAUCUAAGUC